AUGUCAAAGCAAGCCUGCUCUGAGCUCGGUGGUGGACCUUCGGUCAAGGAACGCAUCCAGGCUCUAUACGAUCACCGCGACCGCUUCGGAAAGAUCGCCGAGUUUCCACAAGCUGGAGUCUACCUGACAGUACCAGAAGAUCUUGCUAGAGUUCGAGCAUACGUGGAAAGCGAGGUCUUCCGAUGUAGGAGAGCCGUCAACUGCUACCUGCAGAAGAGCGUACAGCCUGGGGAACCCUCCCCCACUGAGGCCACUCAUAGGGAGGUAAUGAUGCCUUACGUCGAGGCUAUACUACUUUUCGGACGUGUUGUCGAAACUUCCGAGAAAUUUACUUCGUCUUCGCCACCCUCGAAGAAAGCCAUGGACUUUUGGCGCGCCUGCAAUCGUGUUAAAGUGCCUGGUAUACGCGCAGCAAACGGAGAAAUAGCUUCACUGUUGUACGGCCAGCGCGGUCAACCUAUACCGUAUGAUAUGGCCACGGUGAAGGACGAAAACCUCUCGCCGAUGGCGCAAUUUAUCUGCGAUUGGGUCAUGGACCCCUUGGUCAAAUACAUCUCUGGACCUCCUAGGGACCUCUUUUCGAAACUACCGAUGUACAAGCGAAGGGUUCCGGUCGAGGGCAAAGACAGCAGUCGCCGGAUCUUCACCAAGAGUACAGUAGAAGGCGUUGCUAACGCAUGCGUCUACGUGUUGGCCAUACUGAUCUUGAUCGCCCCGAUCGCUACCUUCACCGUCGUCGGUGAACAGUCGCAAAGAAUUGUGAUCAUUCCGCUAUUUUGCCUGCUCCUGGCUGCAUCAGCACAGUUCAUGGGUACCAGCGCAACGCCUUCCUUCAUAAUGGUGAUCGCGUAA
Molecule: messenger RNA, 852 nt
Organism: Alternaria infectoria
Lineage: Eukaryota; Fungi; Ascomycota; Dothideomycetes; Pleosporales; Pleosporaceae
Exons: 2
Coding region: 1-852 (283 amino acids)
Source: RefSeq, a predicted model, not a curated record